AAAGGGGAGGUUGUUCCCUGAUCGGAUGGUCAGAGUCCAAACACACAAAUUCAGAGAUAUCCUUUUGAUGAAGUGAUGGAAUCUCAGUAUCGCCAGUUCGGAUCGUCUGAACACAGCUCUGUCCAUGUCCAGGGGGAGCAGACAAUACCAAUACAAAGAGGUAGAAAGAACAUAGUUGUUUAUGUCCUCUAUGGCAUCCUGGUCCUGCUGCUGUUAAUUCUGCUGCUGGUAACUGGGAUCAAAUUGUCCCAGUUAAGCAAGGAAAUCGCUGAUGUCAAACUGUAUAUUGGCAGAAACAACCAUAAACCUGCAGGAUCGGUGCAGCCAGUCUAUUUGGAGGCGCUCACUCCAGUCAGAGACCGUUGUCGGGAAGGAUGGUCGUCUUUUCAGAACAGCUGUUACCUGCUGUCGAAUGCUGUUUUAACCUGGAAACAAGCUGAGACGCAGUGUCAGACACUCGGAGGACACCUGUUGGUUCUGAAUGAUGUGCACGAACUGGACUACAUCUCCAGAAUAAUUGACAUCAGGUAUAGCUUCUGGAUUGGGCUUGUUGAGCGUCAACAUGAAGGACACUGGAGCUGGGUGGAUGGAACUGACUUCAGUUCAACGCCAACGUUCUGGGAUGAAGGUCAGCCUGACAACUGGGAUUACAGGGAGAAUGGGGAGGACUGUGGCCAGCUUCAUGGAUCUGAGAAACGCAAACGCAAGAUGUGGAAUGAUGCAGACUGUUUCCUACAGUACCGCUACAUUUGUGAAGCAAAAGCAUGAGACGACUCCCAUUAAUAACCAGUAGUUAUUACAGGCCUAGUGUGGCAGACCAACAUGAUGACUAUGAUGACUAUGGCAUUAAUUUGGUCCUAGAGCUGCUUUAAGA
This is a messenger RNA of Sphaeramia orbicularis (orbiculate cardinalfish), 874 nucleotides long. RefSeq names its product C-type lectin domain family 4 member E-like. The record is from RefSeq and is a predicted model, not a curated record. Lineage: Eukaryota; Metazoa; Chordata; Actinopteri; Kurtiformes; Apogonidae. Bases 76 to 768 code for a protein of 230 amino acids. The transcript is spliced from 8 exons.